GGCGGCGGGUGGAAAUGAGCAGGUCGGCGGCGCUUCUCCUCUGCCUGCUGGGCUGCAACGUGUGGAAGGCGGUGACCAAAACCUUAGGGGCGCCGGAGGCGGCUCAAGAAGUAACGCUGAAAGUCCAAGUGAGCGAUGCCAGCACACAUCAGCCAGUAACGGAAGCCUUCAUUGAGAUUUUUACCAACCAGAUCUCCAUUGCAUCUGGAACCUCAGGAGCAGAUGGCACUGCCUUCCUCAAGUUUCAGUAUAAAUUGGGCAAUCAGCUGAUAGUGACUGCUAGUAAACAUGCCUAUGUGCCAAAUUCUGCACCAUGGAAACCUGUAAGAUUGCCUGUCUUCUCUUCACUGAGUCUUGGCCUUCUUCCUGAACGCUCAGCUACUCUAAUGGUCUAUGAUGAUGUAGUCCAGAUAGUCUCAGGAUUUCAAGGUGCACGGACUCAGCCACAAGUUCACUUUCAGAGAAGAUCGGUGAAAUUACCAGAGAACACCAGCUAUAGUGAUUUGACAGCGUAUCUGACCGCAGCCAGUUCACCCUGGGAAGUGGACAGUUUCCCUUACUUGCAGGGAUUGGAUGGAAAUGGAACAGGAAACAGCACCAGGUAUGACCUCACCCCUGUCGCUGCAGUCAGCGUCCAUCUUCUCAGCAGUGAUGGUACUCCAGUCCCAGUGAAUGGCCCCAUCUACGUAACAGUGCCUCUGCCAACAAACAGCAACUUGAAGCACAAUGCACACGUUCCAGCCUGGAGGUUUGACCAAAAAUUUGGGACGUGGCUGAAGAGUAGUUUGGGACUUGUGCAACAGGAAGGAAAUCAGUUGACUUGGACUUACAUUGCCCCUCAGCUGGGCUACUGGGUUGCAGCCAUGUCACCUACUAUCCCAGGUCCCGUUGUAACACACGACAUUACCAGCUAUCACACCAUGUUUCUUUUGGCAAUUUUAGGAGGGAUGGCUCUCAUACUUCUAGUCUUACUGUGUCUCCUUUUGUAUUAUUGCAGAAGAAAAUGUUUAAGACCUCGUCAGCAUCAUAAGAAACUGCAACUUCCCACAGCACUGGACACUUCUAAGAAGGAUCAAGCAACCUCUAUGUCCCAUAUAAAUUUAAUAUUUUCACGCCGUGAGUCAGAAUUUCCUGGCGGGCUCUCUGUUGCUAGCAAUGGACACACUGAAAACUCAGGUGCGAAGGAAUUAAUCAGUGCUGUCCACAUGGAGAUGGUGUCACCUAGUGGAGAAGCAGAUAUGCAUACACCUAUGCUCAAACACUCCUUCAGUACUUCCCAGGAGUUCAGCUCCCGAGAGGAACUGCUCUCUGACAAGGAGAAAGACAAGAGCAGAAUUUCCUUGGAUGACCUGACUCCCAGCGGGUCUCUGAGAAAAGACUACCACAAAUCAGCAGAUAGUUUUCCUUUAAAGACAAGAAAAUCUACAGAAACAGGUGAAGGCUAUGAGUCCCCCGUCAAAGAUGAAUAUAGGAGAAGUUACAAUGCUAUGCUAUCUCAGCCUUUAUUUGAAAAGCAAGAGAGAGAAAUUCAAGUAUCUAUGAACCAUAUUGCUACUGGAAGUAAAUACAAUAUUCAGGAACAAAUAUACCCCACACCUUCGGCUCCUGAAAAAGAGCUGCUGGACUGCAGACCUACUGAAUGUAUGAUGUCUCGUUCGGUCGAUCACCUUGAAAGACCUACAUCUUUCCCUCGACCAGGUCAGUUAAUCUGCUGCAAUUCUGUUGACCAAGUUAAUGACAGUGUUUACAGAAAAGUUUUGCCUGCACUGGUGAUCCCGGGUCAUUACAUGAAAUUACCAGAGCACUCUUUCGUUAGCCAGCCGCUGGUUGUCCCCGCUGACCAGCCCAUUGAUCUAGAAAGACUUCAGGCUGAGCUUCCCAAUCCUCAUGCACGGCUUUUUCCACACCCCCCUCAACAGUUGCAGCCCCAACAGUUGACAUCACAAGCAAUAUCUCAACAACAUUUGCAAGAUGCAGGUGCAGCUGAGUGGAGUCAACAAAACGCUUCCAUGUCUGAAUCUAUUUCCAUCCCCGCCUCACUUAAUGACGCAUCCCUGGCUCAAAUGAACAGCGAAGUGCAGCUUCUUACAGAAAAGGCGUUGAUGGAAUUAGGAGGAGGAAAGCCAUUGCCUCAUCCUCGAGCGUGGUUCGUUUCUCUAGAUGGACGCUCAAAUGCUCACGUUAGACAUUCGUACAUCGAUCUCCAAAGAGCUGGGAGGAAUGGGAGUAACGAUGCCAGUUUGGACUCUGGCGUCGACAUGAACGAACCAAAAUCUGCACGAAAGGGAAGAGGAGAUCAUCUGUCUGCACCACAGAGUCACCCACCAGUGCAAGAGCACCAGCAGAGAGAGCGGAAGGUUUCGGAUAGCACAGCUUACACCCAACUUGUGUAUUUGGAUGAUAUGGACCAAAGUGGCAGCGAGUGCGGAACGGCGGUUUGUAGCCCUGAGGACAAUGCUCUGCGAUGCCUACUGGAAGGCACGAGUAAGAGAAGUGGUGUGCAGCUGCCCAGUCUGCAGGAGGAAACGAGAACUGUGGAUACCAAACCAGAGCCAUUAACUAGUCCUGAGCAUGGAACGUCAGGUCAAGAUGAGGAGGAGGAUGAGGAGGAUGAGGAAGAUGACCAAGGUGAAGAUAAGAAGAGUCCUUGGCAGAAACGAGAGGAAAGACCACUAAUGACUUUCAACCUGAAGUAAGCUAUUGUGAAAAUCCACCAUUCAGUGGAGUAUAAAAUUGCCAAAUAUUCUUUCUGUGGAAGUGCUUGAUUUUUUUUUUCUCCCUUUUUUUUUUUUUUUUCUUUUUUUUUUUUUUUGUGGAGAGAAAAGAGAAAAAUAAACUGGUGAGCAACAUUUGAAAGAA
Molecule: messenger RNA, 2859 nt
Organism: Centrocercus urophasianus (Greater sage-grouse)
Lineage: Eukaryota; Metazoa; Chordata; Aves; Galliformes; Phasianidae
Gene: FAM171A1
Product: family with sequence similarity 171 member A1
Exons: 8
Coding region: 15-2696 (893 amino acids)
Biological process (GO): stress fiber assembly; regulation of cell shape
Cellular component (GO): plasma membrane
Source: RefSeq, a predicted model, not a curated record